UGGCCUCUUCGCUGUUUUAAAUUUGAUUGAUAGUUUCAAGAUUUUAACUUUCUCAUUCUGCUCAGAGACGUCGAGAGCAAUUGGCUUUAUGGACCUCUUCCUCCAGAGCUCGGGAACUUGUCCAUGCUAUAUCGAUUGUGCCUUACAUCAAAUAAUUUCACGGGGGAGCUGCCUCAAACAAUUUUUAACUUAACGGAUUUGGAGUACCUGCAACUUGGUGAUAAUCAGUUCAUAGAAAAGAUACCCAAAUUUAUUAAGAACUUGACAAGUCUUGAAAUGCUAGUUAUUGAGGGAAGUGGAUUGCAAGGGCCGAUUCCCUCUGAGAUCGCAGUUUUAGAGAGAUUGUCAGUCUUGAGAUUAAGUGACCUCGAUGGACCCGAGUCCCCAGUUCCAAAACUUGGGUGUAGAAAUAUUGUGAAACUGAUUCUGAGGAGCUGCAAUCUCAUGGGCGAGCUACCUGCUUAUCUAGCAAAAAUGACAAACCUAAAAACAUUAGACCUCAGCUUCAACAAUCUGAGUGGCAAAAUCCCUGAAUCCUACCGCAGCCUGGAAAACAUAGGAUAUAUCUAUCUGACUGGAAACCAGUUGACUGGAGCAGUCCCUGAUUGGAUCCUGAUGAAAGGAAAAAAUGUUGAUUUAUCAUACAACAACUUCACUGCUGGAGGCUCAGAAUGUCAAGAAAGAUCUGUCAACUUGUUCGCAAGCUCCGAGGUUGAGAAUGCUGGACUUGUCUUAUGUUUGCAGAGUCCCCAUUGUACAAAAAAACGGUAUAACCUCUUCAUAAAUUGCGGUGGGAGCGAAGCAAACAUAGGGGGCAUCACAUACGAAGAUGAUUCGUGGGAGGCUACACCUUCAAGAUUCUUCAGGAGGGACUACUGGGCGUGCAGUAGCACUGGUUACUUCCCCGAUUACGAUACCGCUAGAUAUAGCUAUACAGUUGAAAAUACAUCCAGACUGUCCAUGAGUAAAACCCAACUUUACACGAAAGCACGACGUUCUUCUAUCUCUCUAACUUACUAUGGUUUUUGUCUGAUGGAUGGGCCCUACAAUGUAACCCUUCAUUUUGCGGAGAUAAUGUUCACAGACGACGAAAGUUAUCAAAGCCUUGGGAGGAGAGCUUUUAAUAUUUAUAUACAGGGGAAAUUGAUGUGGAAAGAUUUCAACAUUAAGAUUGAAGCAGGUGGAGUUGGAAAGGAGGUCAUAAAAAGUUUUCCUGCCAAUGUGACCAAGGGCACUCUGGAGAUACGAUUCUACUGGGCUGGGAAAGGAACCACUGCUAUACCUGACAGAGGAGUCUAUGGUCCUCUUAUAUCUGCUAUCUCCAUCUAUCCUGGCUUUGAUCCCCCAACCAGCAAAUCUGCUGGCACAGUGGCUGGGAUUCUGGCUGCUAUAGUUUUUGUAGUUUUCCUUAUCCUGGUUAUCCUUUGGUGGAGAGGAUGCCUUGGACGUAAAGAUAAAAUGGCAGAAGAAUUGAAGGGUCUAGCAUUGCAAAUUGGUUUAUUUACCUUGCGACAGAUUAAAGCCGCCACAAACAAUUUUGACGCUGCCAACAAGAUAGGAGAAGGUGGUUUUGGUUCUGUCUACAAGGGUUUUCUGUUAGAUGGCACCACUAUAGCAGUGAAGCAGCUUUCUUCCAAAUCACAGCAAGGAAAUCAUGAGUUCCUGACUGAGAUUGGGAUGAUUUCUGCUCUUCAGCAUCCACAUCUGGUGAAACUCUAUGGAUGCUGCAUUGAAGGAAAUCAACUUUUGCUGGUUUACGAGUACAUGGAAAAUAACAGUCUUGCUCGCGCUUUAUUUGGUCCUGAAGAAUUUCAGUUAAAGUUGGAUUGGUGGACAAGACACAAGAUAUGUGUGGGUAUUGCUAGGGGCUUGGCAUAUCUUCAUGAAGAAUCAAGGCUGAAGAUUGUGCAUAGAGACAUUAAAGCUACUAAUAUUUUACUAGAUAAGGAUCUCAACCCUAAAAUAUCGGAUUUUGGUUUGGCAAAGCUUGAUGAGGAAGACAACACACAUAUUAGCACCAAGAUUGCUGGAACUUAUGGAUAUAUGGCACCAGAGUAUGCGAUGCAUGGUUACCUCACUGACAAAGCUGACAUCUAUAGUUUUGGCAUUGUUGCCUUAGAAGUUGUUAGUGGCCAGAGCAACAGUAGUUCCGAAAAAAAUGAGGAAUGCUUUUAUCUACUUGACUGGGUACGAGUUUUGAAGGAGAGAGGAAAUUUGAUAGAUUUAGUUGAUCAGAGGCUCGGUUGUCACUUUGACAAAGAGGAGGCGCUAGUAUUGACAAAGGUAGCUCUGAUGUGUACUAAUGCGACUCCAGCACUCAGGCCGCCGAUGUCAUCUGUGGUUAGAAUGCUUGAAGGCAAGGUUGCUGUUCCGGUGCUGGACUUUGGAGGCGCUGUCAUGACUGAGGAGAAAAUUGAGGCCAUGAGGAAGCAUUUUAGAGGUGACAAACAUCAGGCAGUUGGAGAGAAUAUCACCAAGAGUAUGUCCAUUGAUGGGCCAUGGAUCGGAACCACUUCGUCCGCAUCUGCUAAUGAUCUUUAUCCAAUAUUUCUGGAUACUGAUUACCGACAGAAGAAAGGUUUGUUUUGUUCUAAGUAAAAUAGUUCCCCAAAGAACUAGGGCUUUAGCGCUUGAAUUUCUCUCCGAAGUCUCUUUCGCUUACAUUUGAAACUGAAGGUAUAGAUAAUAUAAAGAAAACAACUGUUAUGCAGUGCCAUAAUUGUGUAUUGUGAACUCAUUAGUAGGGAAAGCCUGAAGACAAUAGUUUGUGGUUUGGUGGUUGUAUUUGAGCCGUUUCUUUCCAUAUUGUUAUUCAAACAGAGACGAUGUUGCGACUUUUUUUCUCUUCACACAAUAACGAUGCAGAUGGUUGCCACUGCAAGGGAGGAAUCUAUUAUGGAAGUUCUUCAUUUGUUUGAA
Messenger RNA from Eucalyptus grandis, 2919 nucleotides. Its product is annotated as probable leucine-rich repeat receptor-like serine/threonine-protein kinase At3g14840. Gene Ontology annotation, molecular function: ATP binding; protein binding; protein kinase activity. The record is from RefSeq and is a predicted model, not a curated record. Bases 124 to 2598 code for a protein of 824 amino acids. NCBI's taxonomy places the organism in Eukaryota, Viridiplantae, Streptophyta, Magnoliopsida, Myrtales, Myrtaceae. Gene Ontology annotation, biological process: protein phosphorylation. The transcript has 19 exons.